GUCCGAGAAAUACCCAAAGGCUGGUCAAUGGUGGCAGGACGUCAUUGUCAAGAAAGUGAACGACUUUUACAAACCCGGAAUUUCUGCCCUAAUCUGCAGCGUAUUCCAAUUUAGUACAAGAAUAAGGACUCAGAUGACUGAGGUUCUCAAACAUACAGAACCCGACCACUUCGACUACGACGAUCUACUGAAUAUCUGCCAUAAAAUCGAAGCGGCAUUGAUGUCUACCAAUACCGAGAAAGGAGAAAUGGAGAACAACGAAAAGUAUUACAGCUAUCUGGCUUUGAUCGACAAUCUCGAUCGCGAUUUGUAUAGCUUGAUGAAGCCUGGUCAAAUGAUUCACGAAUUCGACUGUGGGUACUCGUUGUCUGUGGAAAACGAGGGCAAGCAGAAGGGUUACAACGUCAAGACAAACAACAAGCUGAUCAUAAUAAAUAGUGCUGCUUUUGUUUUAAGACCAUAUCAGAAUUCUGAUAACAAACGACACUACACGGCCCUGAAGGUCGUCCGAUUCAACGACGUGGACAUCAUGUUUGCUGUACCUGAGGGUACCCUGCACUUUGUCGUCUUAACUAAAGACCGUGAAGGCGACAGCGACCGAUUCAUUGUGCACUUCAAGGACUUAAAAUCACGGGACAAGGUCCUAGAACUCUUCGUAGAACAACUCAAGUUGAUCUUGCGUACAGCUGAUCUCAAGAUAACACAUGACACAGAUUGCUUCAAAGGAACUGACCAAUCCAGUGGUGGAUCUCAAACCCGCUGA
This is a messenger RNA of Sphaeroforma arctica JP610, 763 nucleotides long. RefSeq lists its product as hypothetical. The record is from RefSeq and is a predicted model, not a curated record. The transcript is spliced from 9 exons. Bases 134 to 763 code for a protein of 209 amino acids. NCBI's taxonomy places the organism in Eukaryota, Ichthyosporea, Ichthyophonida.